AUGACUUCCAAAACAACUGAAAUUCAACAUGCCUAUUCAAUUGCUGGAUUUCUCCAUAUGAAAUAUCUUGGUGGUGCAUUGGCUUUAUGGCGACCACGCCGACGAUUCUAUUUUGCCAUUGACGAGAUUACCGAAGAGCUCGUCUAUUACAAAACGGAAGGGGAGUUCACUUCGCAUCGCGAGCCGGUGGGGUCGUUUCCGAUUUCGAAUUCGGUGAUUACAUUGGACGAGAAUAAUCAUUUGAUUUUCAUUUUGCACGUCUCUGGCAGAAGCAUCGAAUUCGAGGCAGACAACGAAGAGUCGUGUCGUGCCUGGUUGCACACGUUCUGUAAUCGGUAUUCAGAAGCUGAGAGGACCAAAUAUCAAAUGAUGACUCAUAGGAAAAUCAAAAAAGCCUCCAGCCUGCCGGACCAAGAGUCAACAACCGCCGCUACAGACCAGCAUAUACCAUUCAGAAAACACUCGGUGCCUGCACAGAACUUGGUCACGACUAGAAAUUUCAUCAUGCCUCCACCAGAUAUUGCGGAAGGCUAUUUGCCAGACGAGGAGAUGGAUGACUGGGUGACUCAGUGGUUGACAAACGAGAAAUUUCACAAUUUUCCUUCAUGUACCGAUAUGACAACUCCAACAUCGACUAAUCAGAGCAAAGUGGACACUUGUAGUGAAAGUGAAAGAGCCGAAAGCGAGGAAUUGGAUCUAUUGAGGGAAAUAACAAACAAUCAAAAGAAGAAGAUUGAGGAUAUGAAGCACGAAAUGAAUGCAAUGACUUUGCACAUUGACCAAAUGAGAAAAAGAGCCGACUCUACAAAUGGCACCGACCGGGAUACCUUAUCCGCACAAAACAAAUUCCUAAACUCUGAGAUUUUGAGGAUGAGCGCCAAAUGUGAAAUUCUCACUAUGCAAAGUAGCGGGAAUAGAAAAUCUCAUAGAGAAAACAAGCGGUUGACAGAAGAACUUCAACUUUUGCGUUGUGAUUAUGUCUAUGCGAUUCAAUCAACUAUUCGAAUACCACUACAUGACAACACAGCAAUGGAUGUAAUGUCGGUGAAGUUGUUAGGAGGAGAAACACACAAGUCUCGCCUCAUUCAACUAAUGGCAGAAGCUCGUCAACAUGACCCUAGUCUACCAACCUUACAAAGUCUCCUACAAGGGAUUUACGUAGACUCAUUUGGUUUCCGUAUCAGUUUCAAGGAAGAACCAAAUGCUCUACAUUAUAUGGCAACUAAACUCAACCAUUUUUAUGCAAAUCGUUCGAAAUCUGCUAGUGAGCACAAGUACAAUUGGAAGAGGUUUUUGGAAGAAAAUGACUUUAUUGAUCUAACGCCAGAAACUAAAAUAAUGUGCCGAAAAGGUAUUCCAAAUUCUCUGAGAGCUACAGUGUGGAAGAUUCUAAUCAAUCAGCAAGUUGAAGAUUUGAAAAAUGUUUAUGGAAAGUACUACUACAGAAAUCUGUGUAACAUUCAAGGUGGUGAAGAUGAGAAAACAUACUCGGACGUGCAUCAAAAGCAAAUAAAUUUGGAUUUAUUAAGAACAAUGCCGAAUAACGUGCAUUUCAUGAGUGCAAACAGUAAAGGGGUAACCCAACUCUUACAAGUCCUUCACGCAUUUUGCCUCCACAACUCCCAAAUCGGAUAUUGCCAAGGAAUGAACUUUCUUGCGGCUACUGCUCUUCUGUUCGUUGGCCCUGAAGAUGCGUUUUGGUUUCUAAUUGCGGUCACCGAGCGAUACUUUGACAAAACCUAUUUCGAUAGCAACCUUACCGGUGCACAGGCUGAUCAAGAAGUUUUGAAAGGUCUACUUGAAGUUCAACAUCCUAAAAUUAUGAAACAUCUCAAGAGUUUGGAUAUUGACGUCGCAAGUUUUACAUUGAACUGGUUCAUUUCAUUGUUUUUUGAUGCUGUUCCAUUUAACACUUUGCUCAGAAUUUGGGACUGCUUUUUAUUAGAAGGCCCAAAAGUGCUCUUUCGUUUUGCAAUUGUGCUUAUUGGAAAGCAUGAAGAAGAGAUCAUCAGUAGAGGUGACGCUAUUGGGAUUAUGAGAGUAUCCAAAGCAGCAACAAAGUUGGCAUUUGACGAAGAGGCAAUAGUUAAUAUGGCAUUCCGGAUACCCAAUUUGCCAACAAGAAUUGAAUUGAAAAAUAUGCAACUUCAAUACGUAAAUUUGCUGGCAGAACGAUUAGAGAAGAAAAUGAGGCGAGCUAAUGAAUUUGUGAAAAGCAUUGCUAAUAAUUUGACUAAUGAAAAGCUAAUCUCAAAUAUAUUCAUCGACACAUUCACUCCAAACACUGGAUUCAUAGUUUCCGGUCAUCAUUUAAUGGGGAAAAUUGCUGGAAUUAAAGUAGUCAAGGACAAAGCAUGUAUGAAGAAUAUUGAUGUUGAAUUCGACUGUCGUGUAAUGUCAAUUUGCAUGGUACGGAAAGAUAUGGCCUAUGUGAGCUUGAUAUCAGGGUAUUUAAUUGCAGCACACGUAAACAGUGAAAAUGAGUGGAGCAUUUUAUGGGAGCUCAAACUUCCCGACGUGGCAACUUUUCUUAUUCACCAAGAGAACACUCUGUUUGCUGGGCUCGCCAAUGGUAUUCUCACAGUCUUUGAAAACGCUGGAGAGCGUUGGCCAACCAGUGUCCAAAUGUGGCACAUGCCACUCAGUUCCUCUCCGUUGACAAACGCUGUUAUUCAUGACGAUACAUUGGUUGUAGCAACUGCUUGCAAGUUAAUAACCCUCGAUGCUCAAUCUUUGACGACGCUAUCGACCACCCAUGUGGCAUCGUCUAAUGUUGGAUCGGGUGUGAUUUAUUUUGAUAAAAUCACCUGUAUGACCGAAUCACCGUUUGGUAUUUUUCUAACUACCAACCACUCAACAUUAAUUCAACUAUGGCAUGACACCGCCUGCAAUUUGUUGUAUGAUAUUUCUUUCGACCACAAAACACGAAAACCAUCACUAUCAGACACAGAAAAUAGUAACUAUGUAGAAUCAAUGCUGUUUAAUGAUGAAACGUUAUGGUUGGGCACUUCUGAUGGAUACGUUUUUAUUUAUAACGUUGAAAAUGAAACAGGAAAGGAGGAAGUAAAAUAUAAGCUGAAAAGAUUUCCUGGUGAAAAACGGCCGAGUCGGCGUGGAUCGUCUGCAAGAUCUCAAAGACUCGGUUCUCUUAUUGAGAAUAAUGAUGAAAGUGAUGAUAAUGAAACUGUACCAAUCUUUUGUGCUGAAAAGCGCGCAAGUCGGGUUAGCAUUUCCAUAGACAGAGAAACACACCAAUAUAGCAUUGCUUCAUUCCAACAAAAUCCAGAAGAUGUAGAUUUUCCGGGCAGCACAUACAGCAGAUUAAACAGCUCUUCAUCGAAAACUUUGAGAUCUCCCAUGAAAAAGGGAUUUAGUGCGGAUUCGGCGGUUUCUGUUUUCAGCUCCGAGCCCAAUGAGUUAAUUGAAAAAUGCGAUGAAAACUUUCUGUCAGUGAAGAAAGAAAAAGAUUCUCCGAGAUUCAGGGACAAUAGAUUCUUCAGUUCAACGAAUUCCAGUUGUACUUCAAUGGAAUAUGACGACACUUUUGAGCUAUACUCGGAUGAAGAACGAUCAAGAAGAAGAGUUGCAAUAACGUCUCAUAAACGAUUUGCCACUCCAUCAAAACAACUUAAUCUUCAGCGGAAAGAUUUAACAUUUGAUGAUCCGUACAUUGUCCCAGUCCCAGAAAGUGCUGAUAAAGAAACAUCGAACGAUGUAGAGGACAGUGCAGUGGUCUCCAGCGUCAGGUUGUCCUUGUUCAUGAAAUUGAAAAUAUCGGAGACUUCCGUCAGAAAGAUAAUUUCUAGCGGCGAGCACCACAUUCUUACCUGCUCUGGAGAGUUUGGCGCCGACGAAGCAGUGUUGCUUUGGAGGAAAGAUAUUUCCACAAAUCUUUGGAUCAAUGAUCCAGUAACCCACGAAGUUCCAAACAUACCUCCAUCGUCAAAAACGUCCUCUUCAACACCAGCUUCCAUUCAAUCAUUAUCAUUUCGAUCGAAAUGAAAACAAAAUAUUAAAGUCCCUUUUCAGUGUACAUAUGUUAAUCACAGUGAUGUAUUUAUUUUCGAUAAUAAAAUCACAAAAUGAC
This is a messenger RNA of Caenorhabditis elegans, 4087 nucleotides long. RefSeq names its product TBC1 domain family member 2B (gene tbc-19). Bases 1 to 4002 code for a protein of 1333 amino acids. Gene Ontology annotation, cellular component: cytoplasm; centrosome. The transcript has 30 exons. The record is from RefSeq and is marked reviewed. NCBI's taxonomy places the organism in Eukaryota, Metazoa, Nematoda, Chromadorea, Rhabditida, Rhabditidae.